This is a messenger RNA of Tinamus guttatus (white-throated tinamou), 333 nucleotides long. Lineage: Eukaryota; Metazoa; Chordata; Aves; Tinamiformes; Tinamidae. The record is from RefSeq and is a predicted model, not a curated record.
ACCCUCAGCGAGAUCUACCAGUUCUUGCAGAGCCGCUUCCCCUUCUUCCGCGGCUCCUACCAGGGCUGGAAGAACUCGGUGCGCCACAACCUCUCGCUCAACGAGUGCUUCAUCAAGCUGCCCAAGGGCCUGGGCCGCCCAGGCAAGGGCCACUACUGGACCAUCGACCCUGCCAGCGAGUUCAUGUUCGAGGAGGGCUCCUUCCGACGGCGGCCCCGCGGCUUCAGGAGGAAAUGCCAGGCGCUCAAGCCCAUGUACAGCAUGAUGAACGGGCUCAGCUUCAACCACCUCCCCGAGAGCUACAGCUUCCAGGGCUCGGCCGGCGGCCUGUCC